Arvicola amphibius (Eurasian water vole) is the source of this 1504-nucleotide messenger RNA. RefSeq names its product chromosome 6 C1orf210 homolog (gene C6H1orf210). Lineage: Eukaryota; Metazoa; Chordata; Mammalia; Rodentia; Cricetidae. The transcript has 5 exons. Bases 691 to 1047 code for a protein of 118 amino acids. The record is from RefSeq and is a predicted model, not a curated record.
GUGUGGGAGCGGGUACUCUGAUCUAUUCUGAUCCUCAAGGGCUCCUGUGUGCAGCAGAGAAACUAGAUCCAGUUGCGGGUGUGUAUGUGUGUCUGUGCAGAUCCGGAGGGGUGUGUAUUAUUGUGUUGUGAGUUGAGAAGUGACAGUUGGAGGGGGUUGGGCAGGCAAGUACGGGCUGUGAGUCCAGAGGCGUUUGGAAAGGGACUUUGUGUUUAUCAUUGGAAAGAAUUUACAGAGCAAGGCAGGGGAGGGACGGGACAGGUGUCGAAAAGCCCAAAUGAACUCACUGCCAGGCGUAACAAAUUCUUGUUGUUUGAGUACUGAGUGCCUAGCGAGAAGGCCACCGGAGAUUGCUUGCAAAUGAAUGAAUGAACUAGGCACACAGGCCUCUGCCUCAGGGAAGUGUGUGGCUGGUGGUGGCCAGUUCUGACUGGAUGCUGAUGAGGCAGAGUUCACCUGUGGACCCUGGAGUAACCUUACCAGCAGAGAGGGCUGAUUUGGCACUGAGGGGUGAAAACUCAGAGAGCUGAGGGGUAGAUAAGGUGAUCAUCUCCAAUAGUUCCCUAGUAUAAGCCCCACUGUGGGCACAUUGUGGGCCCCCGUGUGUAGAGGACUUGUACCCCAGGGCUGCCUGGAGCCUGGGGUGUCCCUGGAGCCAGAGCUUUUUCUGACAGAGGCCAAGGCUCACCGAUGUCAUCAGGCCUCUCCAUGACUGCAGCAAACCAAACCGAGUUCUCUGUGUACAACACCACCACGUCGACAACAGCCUCUGGACCAGGCACCGGAGGCCGGGCAUGGCCUGUGCUGGUAGGGGUUUUGCUGGGGGCAGUGGUCCUCUCCAUACUCAUUGCCCUUGCUGCCAAGUGCCACCUCUGCCGCCAGUACCGGGCCAGCUAUCGGCAUCGCCCACUGUCCAGACCAGAGGGUGGGAACCGCCCACAGGUGGGUGAAGAUGAAGAUGAUGAUGGCUUCAUCGAGGACAAUUACAUUCAGCCUGGGGCUGGCGAGAUGGAGACAGCAGGGAGUCGGGACCACUUCUCUCUCUGAGCCCCAUCUUUGGACACUCCCCACUUCCCUCCACGCCUGGCACUUUAGAGACAGCGAUGCCUCAAACCUCAGGGUCAGAAGUGGCUAGAACUUAAAGCUUGCCCAGGGGGCUGUUUUCUGACACCAGUCGUCAAAGUGACAAUUCUGUUUCUCAGUAACUCCCCAUGACUUCCUGCACGACUUCCUGCUGUCCCAGGAUAAACCCUGGCAGGGCAGGACUGUGGAGAAGGCCCGUGUACAGGCCUCUUGGUUUCCUUCCUCGCCUCCCUCCUCCCUGCCUUACUGAGUUUUUACCAUAGCCGCCCUCUACUUGGGUGGCUUUGUUCUUCCUCAUGAUGGCAGCCCUGACUUAAAAAGUCCCAGGAUUUCAUACAUGCCCCGGCAGGAGAAGACCGUGCCAAAUUUCUUACUGCAAAAUUUUUUUCUUAUCAAAAUAAAGUAUGUGAUUUGGUUAUAA